Messenger RNA from Gryllus bimaculatus (two-spotted cricket), 6884 nucleotides. NCBI's taxonomy places the organism in Eukaryota, Metazoa, Arthropoda, Insecta, Orthoptera, Gryllidae. The record is from the annotation of a GenBank genome assembly.
AACAUUAGCCGGAUGAAGUCUAAAAUGAUUCGUUCAGCAUCAUUUACACAUCUUUAUGAACAUCGUCUGGACAAUGUGCAAUUUAACUGAGCACUCCUCAUGUUAGCCAUAUUUGUAUCUUUUGUCGUGACAUAUACACAAUGCCUGCACAUUACGGACACUCGUUGAAAAUAACCUCUCGACAUUUGAAAAACAUUUAAUGCAUUUCGAAAUGCAUAAAUAUUGCGGCCAAAUAACUAACCGAUCUGGAGUGUUUUAGUUUUUGAACUACUCGUUAUUGGUAACCUAUCACUGCUACCAACUCUACUCUGUUAUCAAGAUGUUGGCAAGUCACACGGAGAGGAGUGUCGCGUCUGAUAAAAAUGUCACCACCCAUGUGUGCGGUGUGUGGGAUUAUGUAUGGUAGUUUGCCACGAUUUCAGUUAUCCUACAUUUUAAUGAAAGUAUGCAUUAAAUGUCGACCAAUGUGAAGUGAUCUAGAAUAUCUGCAUUUCAUCAUUACAUCCCGAUGUGUAUUUUCAGAACUUUGUUUUCAUUGUUAAAAGCGAAUUUACCAAGUAUUACUGUGUGUAUUACUAUGUUGUUAACUCGUUGACUUGUGAUUGUAAUUAAUACUGCUGAAAAUAAUUUUCAUUCGACGACGAGUGGGUUCUUUUCUUGUCGAGAAGACUUUCGAAAUUUGACAUUCAUGAUCCUGUGGUCACGGUUAUCACUAAAUCUCAAUGACUACAAAUGUGACAUUUUUAUAUGUCAUUUAUUUCAUUUGUUCCAUCAUUUCUGUUGAAUGACAGUUUGUUUACUUACAAUGAAAAUUAGGGUUACUGACCACCUCUUGUGAUUAUCAUCUCAUGUAUAUUUUAUGACUAAAAAGUGAGUGACAUUUACUUGGUGUUCAGAAAUCGAAAUGGAAAUUUUAGAAAUGAUUCGCCGUUGGAAGAGAACCUUAGAAAAUUAUUUUACAUACCGAAGGGCAUUUAUUUUAAUUACAAUUGUAUUUGGAUUUAUCUUUUAUGUGGGCCCCAAUUUCAUGCGAUGGCUCUCACAAGCUAAGCCAGACAUUGAAGAUGUUGCCGAAAGAUGUCUGAAAGAGAGAUUGAGACAAUUUAAUUUUGAUUUUGAAGAAUUUAAUGCCAAUAUUCAGCACAUUCCACUACAAGACAAUGAAAAACCAUAUGUUCCCUAUAUUGGAAACGGGGUAUUUGGAUUAAGUAUCUAUCCAGAUAGUCCAUUGUAUAUCAGAUAUGGACGUACUUUAUCCCUUCCUGUCUAUUGGCAUCCUAUUAUCACUGUUGCCGGUGAUUCAAGGCCAGCAAAAGAAGCUACUGUGAUACAUUAUUUGACAGGUAUUGCCCAUCGAUUUCAGUGUUUUAGUUCGGGGUUGUAUGUCUCCUACCAGUAUUAUGCUCAUCGUACCAUGGCAGCUAUUUUGGUGCAAGAUAUUUCAAUAACAAAUCCAACAAAUGAAAAUUUAUUCUUAAAUUUACAACAACUGAAAUUAUCAAAUUGGCCUACUGCUGUAUCACAUACUGUAACAUUUCAGCAUGGUAUAGGAGAUCAUGAUUAUCAAGCUGUAACAGGAAUGGUAGAAGUGGCAAAUCCCAAUUCAGAUGUUAUAGCUGUAUCAAUUGUGUCUAAGAAAAUUCCUCGAACUGUGGAGGUUAAAGCACAUAAAUCAGCAACUUUGGAAUUUCUGACAUCUAUAGAAUAUUCUGAACCAAUUCAUAAAGGAGAUUAUGCAGCAAAGAAAGAUAUAACUGAAAAUCAGUGUAUGGAGAAAAUGAAGAGAGCAGUACUUAAGACACGCCAAAAUCGUCAAGCUGAUCAUGUAAAUGUAUGGCAAAAUUUGUGGAGUACUGGUGUGUCAAUAAGCCAGUCUAAAGCAGCUAAUGCUAUCAAUGGAGAUAAAAUUAAUGCCACAAUUUAUUACGUGUUGUCACAUGUCACAUCUCCUUAUUACGAAGAAGGAACCACUAAGGAACGGAAAAAUGAUUUAGCCAAUAGCCUCUUUUAUGCUGAAGGCUGCUAUGGAGGUCACCAUACAUUACAAGCUGAUAAUUUGUGGGGUGAUUUGUCCUCUGUCAAGGAUGUUAAUAUUACUGCAUCCAAAUGGCUUUUGACAUUAGAGAAACAGGGCUGCCACAAUUUACUUAAAGCUGGUGCAAGUGGAGUCAUUCAAGCCAUUGUAUUGAGCGUAGGGAGUUUGCGAUUUAGCAAUCAACAUUUAGAGUUCAAUAUUCAUCCCAAGUUUCUCCAUAGAGAUUUUCUUUUUAGGAGAAUUGGCUACGGUAAUUCUACUCACGUAAAUAUCAGUGUUGUGGUUCAGGAAGAUAAUAAAGCUGUUCUGUAUGUUGCUUUGGAUAGAAGUGAUAAAUUUUAUUACGCUUGUGAUGGAGGUUGUCUUGAUAAUCCUGUUCAGUUGGGGCCAAUGAAGAAACAAUUUCCUGUGAAGUUGACAGAUCCAGUCACUGCUAUAUUGUAUAUUACAUAUGAUAGACAACAUAUGGAAGAUUUAAGACAUGCAAUCCAUUUAAAAGAAGUUGCAGAAGCCGCAGUGGCAUGUGCUAGUGGUGGCAAGUAUUGGGGGAUGCAACCGUGUUUGGGAUGUCAACCCAUUGUGUGGGAUGCACCCGUUCGUGUGUGGGAUGCAAGCCGUGUGUGUGUGAGCAAACCAUGUGAUGUGGGGGAUGCACUGUGUGCGUGGAGAUGUCAAUCGUGUGUUGUUGUGGGGAUCAAACCAUGUGCUGUGAGUAGUGCUGUGGAGAAUGCAACCAUCACAACCGUGUGUGAGUGCAAACGCAUGUGUGCUGUGGGGGCUGCAAUUGUAUCUCCUGCACAUGAACAUCAUGUGAUAGCACUUCAUAAACAUGGUGAUCAUCUUGGUGGAUUACCUGCUCUGUUCUGGGUGUCGAUUUCAUUUCUUAUCAUUGUAUUUCAUUUGUUCCUAUUUAAACUGAUAUAUAAUGAAUACUGUGGUUCACAAGAUAAAUAUCGUACCAGGUAUGGUAAACUAUAAAAAUGUGGUCUGACAAACUUGUGCAAAAGUGAAGUAGUCACAAUUACUGUAUGACUUCGAUUAUGAUUGGACUGAACUGAUUAUUAUUAUUAUAGGUAUUUAUAAAGUGUAUAGUGGAUAAAAUCCAUUGACUGUUUUAAAUUUGCUUAGACUCGAAUGUGACUAAGAGUUAAAAGUUAUUUUUCCAUCAUUGUAUGGUGAAUUAAUAGAGAUUUCAUUUGUGGAUGUUGAUUUUUAGUUGUCAUGUUUGAGUGAAAAUGUACUAUGAUUGGAGUUAGGGAACAUAAUUGGAGGGAAGCAGUAACAAGAUCUGUUAGUAUUGGAAUGGUUACUUUUUUCCUAAUUUGACUUCCCUAUCAUUUGCAGCAUGACAGGUCAAAUAAUGCUUGCUUUGCAUCUUGUAUGAUUGAAGACGAGUUCUAAAGAAUACAAGUGUUUUAAGGCAUUUUCAUUACUCCAAAAACAGAAUAAAGUUGGUUAAAAUUUCUUUGAUUUGUAUUGUAAUUAAAAAUACUCAUUUCCAAAUUUCUUUUACCUCAUUUCAAGAAUAAUUUCAUUUCUAAUCAGAAUCCUCAGUUACCAGAGUCUGCUAAGAAGUAGUGUGGGUCCUUUUUGUUGUUUUUGUUAAUUUUUUUCUUUGUGCAGCGUGUUGAACUGUUUAUUGAAAGAAGUAUUUCUUGUAAAUGUCUGUGUUGGUGUCUUAAUAGAGUGGCAAUUUUAAAACUAUUAUUUUGCUAUAGAAUAAAUUAUUUAAUAUUGUAUUCUGUUAUUUUUGUUUCACUUGUUUAAAGUUGCAUUGUGCUCAACAAACAAGUAAAAUCAUUUGGGACCAAAAAUGUGCCAAAUCCAUUUUUUCCUUACUCUUCCUUUGAAGUAUUGCUUGUAAUGAAGAAGCUGUUGUAGUGUGUCUGUAAAAUUAAUUUUCCAAGCAGUGCAUGUGGUGGAAUAUGCAUAACUUUUUAAAAAUUACCUUGAUCUCAAAAUUGAAUCAGGCUUACAAUUAUACCCUGUUUAUAAAUGUGUUUGGAAAUUCCCAAAAUUGUGCUUUAUCCGCAUUAGUCACUGUGAAUGUUGUUAUACUAUUGGUGGUGCAAUAACUUCACAAAAUAUGAGACUGAUUAAAUGUAGACAAUUGAUUUCCUUCUGAUUUAGUAAUUUCCAAAUAAAUUUCAUUUAACAACAGCAAAUGUAUUCCUUUUCCUUCUAUAAUAAUACUUAAAACAAGACACUGAUUAAUUGUAUAUGUAAGUAAUACAUAUGUACAGAGGAAAAUGUGUGUGUUAUAAUUGGAUAUUGUAAGGUAAUGCAAAGAACAAAAUGUUUAAGAAAAUUCUCAUUCAUUUUUAAAUAAAUUAAUUUAUACUAUUAUAUCCUAAUUAACAUUUCAUUGAUAUUUAGUUUCUAUAGGACUGAAGCCCAUAUCAGAUGUGCACCACUUUAUUUUAGCUGCAUACCUCAAUAAUCAGGGUGGCCAACACUCAGGAACAUAUGAAAUAAUCGUAAUAAUCUGGAAUUGGUAUUUCCAAGAAAGGUAAUGGAAUUGUGAGUGUAUUUUUCUUUUGCAUUGCAUUACACAGGUAAACCUAUUAUGUUGGACUAGUCGAAUUGCUGUUGUACAUCACCAGAUAUUUGAAAAUCAGCUUGAAAACAAAAUUAAAGUCUUAGUAUGAAAUAAUUUUUUUAAUAGGACUUAUUUGCAUUUAAAAUAAAAGAUUAUAACAACAUUUUUAAUCAACUUCAUAAUUAUAACAAAUGAUAUAAUUUAAGCACGGAAUUUUUGUCAAGAAAUGUCAUGAAAGAGUUGAGGAAAAUCCAGAAACAUAUGGGAAUUUUAAUCAAUUUGUUGACCACCCACGUUCAUAAAUAAGGUGUGUUUGCAAAAAUAGGAUUUCAGUUUUCCCAUGUUGCUACACAUUAAGCAAAUCUUAACAUUUCAUCAUGUGGUUGAGUGUUAAAGAGAAAAAACUUUUUCUGAAGGGAAAAAAACAACAACAACAACAACUACAAACAAAACGUUAUUUCACAUUUUCAUUAAAAUUGAACUUAGAUUAUAUUUUAAAUCCUAAUGCAAAUCAGACAAUAAAAACCAUUAUUGAUAAUAAUUUGUAAUUACACAUUCUAAAUUUGAAAAUUAUUUAUGAAGAUAUACAUAAUGUUGUUUGUACUUUACUGAAUUUACUGUAGUUGCAUAACAUGCUUGGACAAACCCUCCAACUUCAUCAAAGCAAACAUAUUUUAUGAAAAAUAUUUUAUAUUCUUGGGAAGAUAAUAUUUAACUGUUGUAUAAUCAUAUAAACUAUUAUGAUUAUAAUACAUUUUGUAUUGCAAUUACAUAUUACAAUUGUACAUUUCACCAAGAAAUAUAUUUGGUGCAAAUACCCAUGACCAGAAUAAAGCAGCGACAAUGCUUCUAAUAAAUGUUUGAUAUAUUUUUGCUGCAACAAACUUUUUAUAAAUUAGCUUUAUUUCAUUUGGGCUGUAGAAUGGAAGUGUAAUGUGUCAUCAUUUUAUUUUGCAUAUCAUGUUUCUGUUGGUCAUUUUAAUUAAUACUUGCAGCAGUUUUUGCAUAAAUUCCUUGUUGAGCACAUCUGUAUCUCUAAAUGGUAUUGAGAUCUUGAGUUUGAGUUUUAACACAAUUAAGACAGCUAUGUGGUCAUAUAAUGCUAUAUUUUGCUCUUCAGACAUUUUUUAUUCCAAAAAUAUUGGCAUUGACUUUUUGUUAUGAAUGUAACAACACACAUUUUAAACAAUUGAAAAUAUAACUGUAAUAAACAUUGUUUCGCAUAUUUCAGUCCCCCAAAUAAGAAAAUUUAAACGACUAUAUAAAACUUAUUAAAGUAUAAUAAUGUAAUAAAUCUUCAAAAAUUAUAAAGAGAGAAAUCCGAGAUAACAAUUUAUACAGGCAAUUAUAUUCUCAUUUACACUAGAUUCAGAAGGAUGCAGCUGAAGCUUACCCACCAUGCACAACAUCAAAGUCUUGCAUUGCCAGGCAUGAGGGUGAAAAAUAUUAACUGCUUAAAGUGAAUUACAAUUAACCAACAAACAUUGAAUAAUGAGUGCUGAGUGUAGAUGAAACAAAAAUGAUCCUACAGGUGUGUUUCCUCCCUCUAUUUUUUUUACAUUACAAUAUGAGCCUUCCACAUGGGCAUUGCACACUCUAAUACAAACAGUGUGAAACAGGAUUUAUGUUGCCAAUUCUCUUUAACAAUUGCAUUACAUUUCAAACAUAGUUUUACAAAUUAUAAAAAUGGGUCAGUCUAUAAGAAUAUUAUUUUUCACAUAGUUUUUUAACAUGUCUAUACAACCUUUGUGACCAAAUCCUAUUCAGGAACUACCUCUUCUUUGUUUGCCAGAGUUAAUGCUCACUCUAAUAUUGGUGUAGUUGUAGCAGUCAUCUAAUCUGAAUUGAGCACUAAGCAUUCAAACUAAAAUUUUCUUUUUUGUAAUGAAACUACUGUUGGCUAUGGGUUGAAGCCUGUUUUCAUGAUUUAUUUCAAGAAGAAAAUUGCAAAAUAUACAAAUAAAUUGCCUGACUUUUCCUGCAAUUUAUUUGUAUAUAAUUUAAAGGAUGGGAAUGAAAGUUAAUUCAGUAUAUACUAAUUAUUAAAAACAUCAACUUUGUAUGUGCAACAUGUAAAAAAAUUAUAAUUUAUUUACAAUGAUGUGAUAAUGUUUGGUUUUGUUCUCAUAUGGAUGUUUAAGAAACUUCAUUAUGGCACUAGUUUCAUUGUCUAUAUAAUAACACUUCUUUCCAAAGACAAAAGAAAGGUGCUAUUUGAAACAAAUGAGUACCAUUUGUUACUCAUUAUCCUAACUAAGACAGUCUUGUAAAAUAAUGAUAUAACCAUUAAAAUAAAAAGCAAUUGCUCAU